AUGGCUGCUCCACUUAAUCUAGAAGAAGGUCAGUCUUCAACAAGACCUCCUCGUUUCAAUGGACAUUUCUACAGUUGGUGGUAUGUUAGAAUGCAUGAUUUCCUCAUGGCUGAAGAUAGUGAGCUAUGGGAUAACGUACUAGAUGGACCGUUUAUUCCGAUGAUAGAAGAAAAGGAUGGACAGAAAACCAGGCUUGUUCCAAAGCCUAGACAAAAAUAUGAUGAAGCUGAUAGAAAGAAGAUAGAAAAGGGCUACAAGGUAAAAACUCUUCUUGUAUGUGGGCUACCUGAUGAGUUCAAUCGUGUCUCAGCUUGUGAGUCUGCUAAAGAAAUCUGGGAUUGUUUAAAAACAGCUCACGAAGGAACUGAACAAGUCAAAGAAUCAAAGAUUGAUAUGCUCACCUCUUUGUAUGAAAACUUCAAGAUGAAGGAAGCAGAAACCAUUCAUGAGAUGUUCACAAAAUUGUCCUCUAUUACUAAUAAGCUGCGAAGUCUUGGGGAACCUAUCAGUAUGAGCAAGCAAGUCAGGAAAGUGCUUAGAAUUCUUCCAAAGUCCUGGGAAAGCAAGAUUGAUGUCAUUACUGAAGCUAAAGAUCUGAAGGUGCUGACAAUGGAUGCUCUCAUUGGAAAUCUGAAGACUCAUGAGAUGAAUCGAAAUCAUAAUUUGUCAAAGCAGGAAGUCAAAAAAGAUAAGUCCUUGAUGCUGAAAUACAAAUCUGAUGAAGUCUCCAGUGAUGAUAAUAUGGCUUAUCUUAUCAAUAGAUUUCAAAAAAAUGUGAAAAAGAACAAAGGUUUUAGAAGAGGAACGAAUGGUCCUCGAACUGCUACUCAAAAUGAUACCUGCUACAAGUGUGGAAAAGCUGGGCACUUUAUUAGAGAGUGUCCUCUACUCAAAACUGAAAACAAGGAAUAUCAAAAACCAAGAAGUGACAAAGAAAAGAGAAGGGAUCUGGUACUCAAUAAAAAUGAUCGCAAAGCUGCUGCUGACUAUGUGGUCAAAAAGGCUCUUGCUGCAUGGGGAGACUCUUCAAGUGACUCAGAAGAUCCUGAUGAAUCAAAUGAUGUGUCUAUGGUGGCGGUUCAUGAAGAGGAAACAAUAUUACAUGAAAUAACAUUAGCAUAUGUUAUGAUUGAUUCAGUAAUUGAGUUAACCUCUGAAAGAGAUAUUAUGAAUGCUGAACUUGACAGUUUAACUGAAAACAAGGUUAAACUGGAGGAGAAAAUGUCAAAAAUGGUGUCUCUAGAGUCUAACAACACUGAACUUAAAAAACACUUGAAUCAGAUAACUGAAGAAGCUAAAAAGCUAAAUGGAAGGUCAAAUGCUUUACAAGUUGAAACUGAAGAAAAACUGAAAACCACUGAGAAAAAUCUGGGAUUGUCUUUGGAGAAGAGCAACAAAUUAGAAAAGGAUAUUGUCAAACUUAAGGAAGAACUUGAAAAAUCUCUUAAGUGGACAAAAUCCUCUAAGUUGUUGUCAAAUGCAACAAAUCAGAGUAAUUUCAAUAAGAAAGGCCUAGGAAGUUUGAAUAUCACUCCUCCUUUUAACCCUCACAGCAAGGAGAGUGUGCUUGGCUGGAAAAAUUCUCAUGAAAGACUCCCUAAUUACGCUGAAAGGCAAAAAGUAUCAAAAGAGAGACCUGGUCCUCCAAAACAUGUUUCAACUGAUAGAUUUUCAAAGAAAAAAUUUGUCUCUACUCCAAUGUCCUUUGUGAGUGAGAGGAGCAGCAGUCAAUGUUGGUUUAUGGACAAUGGAUGCUCUAAACAUAUGACUGGUGACAUCAAAAAUUUCCUCUCACUCAAGACACUUCAGGGAGGAGGCGUCUCUUUUGGUGAUGGAAAGAAGGGGUACAUUUUGGGAGUUGGUAGAGUGGGUAAGUCUCUUGAAGAAUCAAUUUACAAUGUGUAUCAUGUUGAUGGAUUGAAGUACAGUCUUUUGGGUGUGUCUCAAAUUUGUGACAAGGGACGUGAAGUCAAGUUUACUUCUGAGAAGUGCACUGUGGUUAGUCUAACUACAAAGAAAGUGAUUCUCAUUGCUUUCAGAAGUAAAAACAUGUAUGUGGCCAACUUAGAAACGUCUCAUGGAGAUGAUUUGACAUGUCUUAGUGCUCAAAAUGAAAAUGCUGAUCUUUGGCAUCGCAGGCUAGGGCAUGUGAGCUCAUCUUUAUUGAAUAAACUGAUUUCUAAGGACCUGGUCCGAGAUCUGCCAAAGUUGAAAUUUGCUUAA
Solanum pennellii is the source of this 2223-nucleotide messenger RNA. RefSeq lists its product as uncharacterized. Gene Ontology annotation, molecular function: nucleic acid binding; zinc ion binding. The transcript is spliced from 4 exons. The coding region runs from base 1 to 2223 and encodes 740 amino acids. The record is from RefSeq and is a predicted model, not a curated record. NCBI's taxonomy places the organism in Eukaryota, Viridiplantae, Streptophyta, Magnoliopsida, Solanales, Solanaceae.